Molecule: messenger RNA, 477 nt
Organism: Symbiodinium sp. CCMP2592
Lineage: Eukaryota; Dinophyceae; Suessiales; Symbiodiniaceae
Source: the annotation of a GenBank genome assembly
AUGUACAAGCUGGGUCAGAUUGCCCCAACCCAGAUACCAGUCGCGGCAGCGGACCAAUUCGAGGAGGCUCCAAAACUUGAAGCCCUGAAGUCCUCAGAGUGCACCGAUGCUGCGCUUGGUACGGAGCGGGCAAGGUCGAAGCGCAGUGAGAUCGAAGGUCGAAGCAACAGCAGAUUGCGAGACUUUCUUGCAUCCCAGGGCUUCUCGGAGGAUGUCAACGUCCCACGAGUCUUCUGGACGCCCUGCGGAGCCCAACAGAUCUUCCCUCUUCAUGUCGCUGCAGAGCUAGGUCAUCAUGAGAUUGUCGACCUUCUUAUCAAAGCUGGUGCUAAGCUGAAAAAGAAGAACUCAUCAAAACAGACGGCAUUGGAUGUUGCGCUUCGUGCAGACAGGCACGGCUCACAUCAGCUGGUGGUUCAUCGGCUGAAGACUCAAGUCCUCAGUGCUCGGCAAGCCAGAUGCAUGAUGGACACUUGA